Molecule: messenger RNA, 1360 nt
Organism: Bombina bombina (fire-bellied toad)
Lineage: Eukaryota; Metazoa; Chordata; Amphibia; Anura; Bombinatoridae
Product: neural proliferation differentiation and control protein 1-like
Exons: 11
Coding region: 384-1211 (275 amino acids)
Cellular component (GO): membrane
Source: RefSeq, a predicted model, not a curated record
CCCAGACAGAACUCUGACGGCAGAGAUCUAUAGAGAAGAUGCGGAGAAGGAAAUGGAUAAAUAUUCUCUGAAUAAAAUAUAAAGAGAGCAGAUUUCAAGAAAGAAAUAGAAAAAACGAGGGGACGACAAUAGCAAAGACAACUCGUAUUUGCAAAGGAAGAAAGACAAACUGAAGGAAAAAAACUUGGCUUGUAAAUUCAACUUCCAUUUUACCUUCUGGACGCCUGCCUGAUAUUGUCCACUGCAUUUUGCCCCUAAUGUGGAUUGUUCCUGUUUUUUAAUUCUACUCCUGCUUUAUUGCGGUGUAUGACCAGUUCAUUCUACUAUACCCAUCCUGCCAGGUGACCCUGAUAUCAACUCCAGUUACUUCAUCUAAGGGCAGGAUGGCACACGCAGCUCUUCGCAUAUUACUGUUCCUUGUUGCUGUAACAGCAGCAGUACAAAGACAGUGUCCCAUUAAACUGACUUGUGUGAUAAGAAGGAGAGAGAUAUGUGCUCCCGGGAGCCAAGACUGUGGCCCCUGCAUGCCACAAUAUCAAGAGACACCAGCUGGGACCUGUGUAUUCAAAAGUCAAGGUGAUAGGUCAAAAUUCAUUGGGCCCGAUACAAUGAUCGAUCUUAUGCACAAUAUUCUUCACUCAGAGUCAAAGCUAAACAAAGGCCAACGUCUGAACUCAACAAACCCAGAAUCGUCUGCUAACUCAGCUGUUAUCACUGCGCCACCACGCUCCACCUCUCCAUCCCUCCCAUUGGUUCUCAAUAACUCUACCAGGGAAGGAGUCAGUGAGCAGCCUGAGACAACACCGUUCAAGGGUCUACACUGGAGAUCAAGUGGCAGAAAAUCUGACAUCAGCCAGACCUUCUCGCUAACGUUAAUCAUCAUCUGUACUCUGACGGGACUCUCUGGAAUAUUUGUAGCUGCUCUGUGUUGGUACAGGUUACAGAAGGAGGUGCAUUUGGCACAAAAGAUGGCAUACACGGCUUAUAAGGGAAGCCAGCAACAUUGCUGCCAAAGGGCGUCUAACGCUGUGCCUCAAUAUUCCCAAGAGUAUCAAAAUCAGAAGACGAUUCAAGGAAAAAGAGUAUCCGACAUUCAACAACAGCCUUCCACAGAUUCAGAAGCGGAGGUUGAAGAGUUCACAAUAUAUGAGUGUCCUGGAUUAGCGCCAACAGGCGAGAUGGAAAUCCACAAUCCAUUAUUUGACCCAUAGUGGACAAGUCUUGAUUUUGUGCUUGCUGAAAAAUCUGCUUCCUAUAUACCGCUAUAUAUACCUCUGUAUGUGACCUGUUGAACGGCGUAAAUUAAAGACAGAAAGUGGCUGUGUUGUUCUUUGUCCUCACGCAAGAAGAAAUCUUCAGA